Messenger RNA from Gavialis gangeticus (Gharial), 1550 nucleotides. Its product is annotated as coiled-coil domain-containing protein 42 homolog. The coding region runs from base 76 to 1224 and encodes 382 amino acids. The record is from RefSeq and is a predicted model, not a curated record. The transcript is spliced from 9 exons. Lineage: Eukaryota; Metazoa; Chordata; Crocodylia; Gavialidae.
GGAGUCACUGCCGCGCACGUGGCGGAGGUACUGCAAGCGGGGUGCUGCGCGGCUCCCAGGCGGGAGGCCCUGGCCAUGCUGAGGGAUGAGGGGGAUUCCAGGUCCUUCUUGCAGCUGGAAAACAGGAGGAGGAAUGUUUUCGUGACCCAGCUCGGGGAGCACAGGGAAGAAGAGGAUAAAGAUGUCACUUAUAUCCCCAUCAUCAAUGAGGCCCCCAGCAAGAUUCUGGAGACUGAUGGAAACACCCUGCAAAAAACCUUGGUUCUCAAGAAAGAGAUUGAAGUUGAUCGUGUCACAGCAGAGCUUAUUGCUAAGAGGCAAGAGUUUAGAGAGCGGAUGGAAGCUGUGGCCCGACGGAGAGCAGAGUUCACCAAAAAGCAACAGGAUAGCAGGACUCAAGCUCUUAAAUUUGACAAGUUUCUUAAGGACACUGCUGUGAAGAGGCAGUGUGCAGUCCAGAAAUACCAAGUAGAAGCAAAGCUGAAUGAAAUGAAAGAGAGAGAAAUAAAUAAAUUGGUUGCAGAGCUUGAAAAGCUGAGAGUCAGGCAACAGAAACUGCAGAAGAAAGUGGAAAAAUAUAAAGUGUAUGAGGAUUUCCUACUGAAAAUAACUGAUAAGUUGCCUGACAACUAUCUGGAAUAUGGUGAAGAGUCUCUGGUAAGAGCUAUCAUCAGGAGGCACGAGACACUGUCAGCUACGAAUCAGAGCUUGAUAAAAAACUUGAUCGCCUUGUCAGAUGACUAUGAAAAAGGCCAGCAUGACCUUGAAGCCUUGCAACGGGAACACGACACCAGAAAACUUAUGCUGAUUAGUGAACUCUCUGAACUUCAGAUAAAGAGCAACAGAAUACAGGAGAAAAAUAAACAGUUGGAAUUGAAUAUUAGGCGUAAUAAAGUGUAUUUCAGAAACCAGAGUCAAGAACUAGGCAGCCUGUGGUUAGCUAUCUCCAACUUGGCUGAGCAGUGCCACAUGCCGCACUAUGGUCGCUUACAGGAAAUGGGAUUGUUGUCAAAGCUGGAUAUGAUCCAAGAAUAUAUCCUAGAAAAAAUGAAAAUUGAGCAGUUAGCAACACAGACUGAUGGAUCCAGAAUGUUGCAGUCUAGUCUCAGGACCAAAAUACAGCACAGAAAAAUAGGAGCCACCAAGAAGUCACAAAGCCAAGUUCCAGCUGGCAGUGGUGGCAUAAUACAAACUCCUAAAAAUAAGUGGAAAGUAUCAGUGUGACACCUUUAAACUAAUGUACUGUGGUUUCCAAAAUAACAGAACAGAUGAAAUCUGGAAGGUUAAAUAUCAGGCUUCUUGACUUUUCUUAAUGUAAACAGCUCCUUUCCGCUGCUUCCAUUUUUCUUCCACGCACAUGGCUGUUUGGCACUGGGGAACAGUCAUUGGACGGUAGGUCUAAAGUUGAAGGAAACAAGCUGAAAAAUAAAUAAAGUAUUUCAUAAAUGAUCAGCAGCAGCAGCACCACACUGAUCCUGCUACAUGCACAGACACAUAGGAUAAAUAUAUGUAUAUCUAUGAUAUGAUUAAAAAUUGGUUACUGUAUUUCA